UCAGAGUUGCUCUGACCUAGGAGAGGGUAAGUUGUAGCGUCGAAUAGUGGACCUGCUCUUUUCAGCCGAAAGCCGGAAAUUCGAGGAAAACGGGCGAACAAGCAUUGGUCUCGAAUUCGAGCGGCUGUCAGCGAGUUUCGGAAGGAGGGAGGGAUUUUUGAGAGAGGCGCAAGCGCUACACGUUUCCCGGCGGCGCCAGCGACUUACGGGGGGUGCGGCUGUAACCAUGGAUCCCAGUGUACUAGCCAACAUGGACAAGGACGCACUGAGGAAGCAGAUCGAGAACAUGAAGUACCAAGCCAACAUGGACCGAUGGCCCCUGUCCAAGAGCAUCGCCGCGAUGCGAGAGUACGUCGAGGAGAACGAGAAGAACGACCCGCUGAUCCACGCGCCCGACAAGAAGAACAACCCCUGGGCCGAGAAGGGCAAGUGCAUAAUCAUGUAAUGCGCCCGCUCGCCGCCAGCAGCACCGAGACGAACGAGAUCGACAAAAGCAAAUAACUACAACAACAACAACAACUGCAACAUCAAGGAGACGACGAGACAUCGGAGCAGCGCAGCCCAAGUCCAGUUGCCGAGCAUGAGCGCAGCGAUCGACUGGCGCUGACGCUGCGGAGCCGAGCGUGCGCUUGAAGACGAAAAACGAUAACAAAAUACGAAGAACGCGACGAAUCUCUACGCGUCGGUCAGCGGGUCAGGCGCAUUGAUGCACACUCGCGCUCGCCCCCCCCCCCCACACACACACACACAGACACAGAGAGACACGAGCGCGCGCAGACAGAUCAGAGGUGGAGACAAGACGAGGACGGAUGAGGCGAGCGCGCCCCGCCAGCCCGCCCCCCUUUUUCACACGUUUUCACGCUCAUCGCAUUCGUAUACACAGGCGCGCGCGCGCGCUCGCCGAGGCGGGUCGAAAAAUUUCGAUAAAAGGCAACAGAAUUUCAUUCGGGGGCUCAUCGGGAAAUUCGUGGCGCGACUAUCUAUUACGGGAAAAUCCGUCGUUGUAUGAUGAUAAUUAUGAUGAUGGGUGGUUAGCAUACACCGAGCGGGGUUAUCGGGUUAAUUAAGGAGCGUUGACCGAGGAACCAAUUAAUCGACUAUCAAUUUUCAAUUUUUUCUACAAUUAUCUUGUUACGUGCGUAUAUAGUUUCCUUGAUUCGCGGUGUAACGUAUUUAUUAUAUGCACACACACACACACACACGCGCGCGCGUAUACGUAUAUGUACAUACGUAUACGGGAGAAAAGACGACUUACAAUAAUUCACUCACACAACUAUAACUAACUAGGGACAAACAGAAAGAAACCAAAAGACGAAUCGAAGAAAGGACCAAGCGAUGACGAAGUGCCAAAAGGAUGUGAACAUGUCGAACCGGGCCUUUCGUUUCUUCCUCGCCGCCGCCGACGAUGUAUCGAACAACCAUUCGAGUCUGUGCGAAGGUUGCAGCGAUGCGCCCAAGUUCUCUACCCCCGUAACACACACACACACACACACACACACACACACACACACAUACACACACACGGAGAGUUUGAAAAGGCAGCAUGCGCAAACGCAGGGAGCUGCCCACUUCCACUUUUUGUCAUCGUCAAUUUACCGCGCGUUAAAUCUCGUGUAAGCAGACAUUUUUGCGCUACUAUUGUAUCGAGCGAUUCAUUGAUUUUAUUUUUUGUUGAUUUUUUUCAUUUCAUAUUCUAUACGUCGUCGCUAUUAUAUUAUAAUUAUAGCGAUCCGCACGACGAGUGUGUAAUUUCAUUAGGGAAUUUCAUCCAGGCGAACGGACGACGGCGAUGAAAUGAAGAAGGCUUUUAUUAACCAACGCGCGAGACAUCGAUUUUUAGAAGCCUCUCACAAGCCUUUUUUCCUUUUCGAGCGCGAUGAAAUUCCCUAGGACGAGUUGUGAAUCUAUGCAUUAGCUCGGGCGAUCAGUCAGUUGAGGAGCCGCCCUUUCUUUUCUGUAUAAUUAUUAUUAUCAUCAUUAUUAUUAUUAUUAUUAUUAUUAUUAUUACUGUGAUCAUUGUUAUAAUCUGCAUUGCGUAGAAGUAAAAGUCGCCCCAGCGAGUCACAUUAUAUAUUAUACUUUCCCUAGUUUUUAACGAUUGGAAGAAAUCGUUGCUAUUACUUGUAUCCGACAUUAUUAUUAUCUAUGACUAAUGAUAUUAAAUUAUUUACAUCACGGUAUCGACAUAACGUUGCACUGUCAUUCAGUAAGAAAACACGAAAACAAACAGCCCUGGAGCUGAUAUAUUGUGUACCGAAAAAACGUAAAAAAUCAGAUAAAAGAAUAAGCAAAGCAAACGAAGAACAAGCGUCGUAUAUUAAGCGCUGAAAAAUGUACGACGAUUUUCUCACGAUUAUCCGGAUUUACACGUUGUAUCACGCUAUAAGUUGUUAAGUCGUACUUACUACACAUGUAUAAUGCGAGCGGUUUCUUACGAAAAUAUAAUGUCGUAUGUCGAAAGCUAUACAAAACGAGUGUGUCUGUAUACUUGAUUUCUCUCUCUCUCACUCACUUCUCUCUUUCUCUCUCGCUCUACAAGUAUGCUCUGCAUGUGCACGCGAGCCAACAUGCGCGAGUCGAGUGUAUAGGCGCAACUAUCGGCCAGCAGCAGCCCGACAAUGCUCCCACUCGUCGGAUGACCGAGCAAGUCUGACUAUAUAACUUGCCUACUGUUUCUACUACUAGCUGCUGCCGUGUAUAUUAUAAUAUAGGCGAGCGCGCGCGCGCGCGCGCGAAGGGCAUUGUUCGGCAUAGUGUACGUUUAUAGCACAAUGCGCGCAAUCCGGACCCUCGAUCGCUGUCGGCAUCUAAUGCCGGCGGGGCUGUUAUAAGAAUGCGCAGUUACACGCGCGCGCGCGCGUCGAGAGAGCAUUGGGAGGAGCCGUUCGACUGGCCGAUCACAAUUACGACUUUAUUAUACAUAUAUAUCGGGAGAGCAUAACGGCGCUUACGCAUACUUAUGCACACACCUUAUACUUUCUCGGACCUUGUUCGUUUGGCUGAUGUUAUCGAGCAUACACACGUACACACACCCACGCAUACACCAUGCCAUUAUUUGUGACGAGCGAUAUGAUGUUUUGAGUUUCGAGCUCGAGUCCUCUUCGCAAGGUAUGAACCGGUAUACCUGAUACCUAGCAUUUCGAAAACUUAAUAAAUACCAAAUAAAGAGCUUUCUUUUACACAAGCAA
This is a messenger RNA of Nasonia vitripennis (jewel wasp), 3188 nucleotides long. It is a transcript of the gene Ggamma30A, whose product is annotated as guanine nucleotide-binding protein subunit gamma-e. The record is from RefSeq and is a predicted model, not a curated record. Gene Ontology annotation, cellular component: heterotrimeric G-protein complex. NCBI's taxonomy places the organism in Eukaryota, Metazoa, Arthropoda, Insecta, Hymenoptera, Pteromalidae. Gene Ontology annotation, molecular function: G-protein beta-subunit binding. The transcript is spliced from 3 exons. Bases 227 to 445 code for a protein of 72 amino acids. Gene Ontology annotation, biological process: phospholipase C-activating G protein-coupled receptor signaling pathway; sensory perception of taste.